UGGGAAAGUAUGUAAUCGAGGUUGCUAUCGACCUGAGGGGUGUACAAUUCACUGGGAUUCACCUACUCGCAUACCAUGAUCACUAUCAUCGGGAGAAGCUGGAGAAGAUGGCACAAAAUGGUAUCAGGAUG
This is a messenger RNA of Acaulospora morrowiae, 131 nucleotides long. The record is from the annotation of a GenBank genome assembly. Lineage: Eukaryota; Fungi; Glomeromycota; Glomeromycetes; Diversisporales; Acaulosporaceae.